UACCAAUUAGCCCCUUAUAAUGGUAUCAUGGUUGUGGUACAACUGGUAAACAAUAAUGAAAACCAGGUAACAAUAAACAUAAACGGCUGUUGUGCUCACUAUUGUUGUUCUCGUAGUUGUUACUGAUAAACCCGGAAUUGCGUGUUUUCGGUUACGAGUAGUGUGCAAUUGCAGCUGUUGUUUUGUUUUCGAAGAUUUCUGCCGACACGGUUUUUAACUUAGCUACGUAGCUCCGUAUUUUAGAUUGAUUAGAAGUGCACGUGAAAGGCGAGGUCCAUCAGAUUGUUCAGCGUUUCCGAGUCUACGGGAAAUACGUCAAACCGCUUGUACAAGUAAUCACAGGUAGGUAGAUACCUAAAAUCCUCGCGGUUUAUGCAAUUUUUAUUAAUACUUAUGGGAUACGGUCGAACUUGAAGUAGCAGUAAAACAUGAACGAUAAAAAUUGACCAAUGCUUCCGUUCGUCCGUUUUUGUUUUUCGCCCCCUUUCGCUUUUUCAUUCUCGCGCAUGCACACAGUUCCGAGGUCAAGUACGCGCGCGAACAACACGCAAAGCUGUGUGGCCAACUCGUUUAAUACCUUUUCGGAAUACAUUUUGAUUGUUCAAUGCCGUCCACGGUCUUGUUCAAUAUCGUUAUUCAAGCGAAUGCUCAUUACUUCUUUGCUGUUCAUGAUACGUAAAUAGAUUAGUAUAAUACUGCUAUAAGGUACUAGAUAACAUUUAAUCCGUUCAUUUUUUUUUUUUCAUUGUUGACUUUAGUUUUAACUUAUUGGAUCUUUCAAUACGACAAUAAAUAUUUACUGUCAUUUAUUUUUUUUUCAUCUAAUCUAUACUUAAUUUUUACUGAAUUGUUGGUUUUGUACAGUUCCUGCUAAUCAACGACCGUCAUUAUCGACUAUUUAAAAAAUGGCUGAUCAAAAACCAACAGAAAAUCAAAAUCCUGAAUUCUGUAAACCCAAGGUAUAUAAUACAUUAUUAAUCAACAUUAUUAUUUAGGCAUUCGCCUAAAGUUUAUUCAUUGUGAAUCUUAUUCCCUUAGGACCCCAAAGACGUUGAAAAAGCCCAAGAAGAAUGCAUGAAAAAACAAUACCAAAUGAAAUCAAAUUGGGCUCCAGUCAGUGGCCAUUCUGCGUUACUCCAAAAACGUUUAGCCAAAGGGGUAUACAUAAUUUAAUAAUUUAUAAUUAGGUUGUAAAUUGGUAGGUACUUGAGAAAAUAGGGACUUAGUUGUGUUAUAUUAUUUAUUGUUGAGUCAGUGUUCUAAUAAUUAUUGCUUUUGUUAUUAUUUACACUUAGUUUACUGUAUAAUUAGGAAUCUUAUUAUUUACCUAUUUUAUAAAUUUGUUUGAGUAACAAAAAAACUUUUAUAAUAUUAACCUAGAAUAAUAAAUCUUAUGAAAGACCUUUAAUAAUAUGUACUUCUCAAAAAAUGUUUCAGCACUAUUAAUAACUUCUAUAAUUAUGAAAUAUUUGAUUCUGUGAUUAAUUUGUUGUUUUUUGGUUAAAAUAAUGUCUAUGAUAAUUUUUUACUUAUAAGUGGUUAUGAAUUCAGACUUCUAUGAUAACAAUUAAAAAUAUUUUAAAUAUUAACAUUAGAAUACUUUGCUUACACAAAUAACAUAGUUUUAUUGAAUAUAUAAUAUAGGUAAUUUGUAUGUUGCAAAAACAGUAGAUUCACCAUUAUCAGAUUAUUUAUACUUGUUUAGGAAAUUUUAUACGAAUGUAUAAACUCGACAAUAUUCUUAUGUGAGGAAAAUGUUUUGUUAACCAUUGUUUCUCUUUUGUUUGAUUAAAUAAGACCAUGUGUGAUGUUAAUAUUAAUAGUCUAUUCUAACUUUUACUGAAUUGUAUUAAGUAUAGUUUAUAAAUAAUUUGUUACAAAAAACAUUGAGUAAUAAUUAUUUUUUAUUUUUUCUUUUAGCAAAAGUUUUUUGAUUCCGGUGAUUAUCAAAUGGCUAAACAGGCAAACACUGGUAACAAAUUUGCCCAGAAUCGUCCAGUGCAACAAGUUUUAGGUUUUGGUACAGGAGACACAAUACCAACACCAGAAACAGUUCCAGCACGCAAGACGUCUAUUAUUCAACCAAAGUUUACCCCAAGUUCUACUCCAUCUUCCACUACGUGAUUUUGCAUUUAAACUUAUUUUUAUUUGAUUCAGUAACUUAGUUUAAUUAAAUGUUUUAUUCAUUUUAAUUUUGUUAAUAUUAUACGGUCCAUGAAUUAAACACAAUAUGGCCAUUUGGUUAAGCUAUUUUUUAAUGUAAUAUUCAUUGUAUCAUUAUGUGUAAUUUAAUUAUGUGUAUUAUUAACUGCGUUAUUUUUCAAUAUUAUAUGAAUGUGGUAUUGACAUUGUGAUUAAAGCUCAUAAAGCAUUUUAAUAUUUUAACACUAUUCAAGUAUGAUUAAAAAAAAAAAAAAUCAUUACUCAAUUCAUAUUAUCAGUCCAUAAAGUUGUUUAAUGUGUUUAGUUGAAAUAUAAUUUCUAUCGGUAAUGAAGUACGAUAAGUUGAAUUUUCCAAAAAUGUAUUUUAUAUUAUACAACAAAAUGAACAUUUUUUUUUAAAAAAUAAAGUAAUUUAAAUAUUAAUCAAAAAUUUUAUUGUGUUUAUUAUGAUUUAUCAAAUAAAAAACUAAUAAUUCUUUAUUUAAAUAUUGCAGAUCAAAAAAUACUGGAAUUGCC
This is a messenger RNA of Cinara cedri, 2679 nucleotides long. Lineage: Eukaryota; Metazoa; Arthropoda; Insecta; Hemiptera; Aphididae. The record is from the annotation of a GenBank genome assembly.